AUGAGAUCGCGUUCGGAAACCGUGGUAUCGAGAAACAGUCGUCGCCCUAGGUCGCGAGGCUCGACGGCAAGCAUCCAUUCCAACACCACCCAGCAGACUCAGGACCAGCAACUUCCUGAUGGCUUCUCUCAAUUCCUCCCCGCCCAACCCGCCGCCGGCCACAAUGUCUUUGGAGGCAAUCCGGAAGACAUCAUUAUGCGUUUUGGGCAACAAUUGUCGCAUCCCGUGAACGGCUCGCCCCUUGACCCGACUCUCCACGAGGCUCAUCAUCCAGUGAUGCCCCGAGCGGAGGAUUUCCCCAAUCACGCCAUGCACGGUCAUCAUUUGUCUCACCACUCGCUGUCGUCGGGUCUGGCCGCGCAUGGGUUGCCCAGCAUGCCAAUUCCCCAGUACCAACCAAUGUAUGAUAGUGGUAUUGAAAACCAUGUCCCCGAGCAUAUGCUGGAGGAGAACGAUAAUUCCGAGGCCGGCACCAAGAAGAAGAAGGGCUCUAGCUCCUCGCUAGCGAAUGACAACGAGUUGCGCAAGUUGCUGCGGCAAUAUGAGGGUUAUUCACUGAAGGAAAUGGCGGCUGAAGUGCUCAAGCAUGAAGGAGCUGGGGGUAAGGCCGAAAAAGUCAAGCAGGUCUUUGCCAUGAUCUGGUUGAAGGAAAAUUGCCGCAAAAGUAGUGGAUCUGUGCGGCGUGAUCGGGUAUACUGCUGUUAUGCAGAGAAAUGUGGCACCGAGCGAGUCUCUGUCCUGAAUCCUGCGUCGUUUGGAAAGCUUGUGCGCAUCAUCUUCCCCAACGUGCAAACUCGGCGCCUGGGUGUUCGCGGGGAAUCGAAAUACCACUACGUGGAUUUGACCGUGAUUGAAGAGAAGCAGCAAAAGCCGCCGCCGUUGAACCCCCAGAUCCCGGCCAACACAACCGGUACACCUACUGCCACGGAAAGCAAAAUAGACACCGAGUUUCAAAGAAGGUAUGUAGGAGAUGCGGGACAUCUCGACGGAGUUGAAACUCAUGUGGCUCCUAGUGUUAGUGCGUUACCGCAACCAUCUGCAGAUACUGCAAUGUUCCCAUCACCUACGACCUCUUUCGCCCCUCGAUUCACAACACAAUUGUCGCUACCAGGCUGUGGCUGCCAGCCUGCCCCCCGGUCACCUCCUACCUUCCCGGUCACACUUGACAAUGUAGCCAGUCAUUCUGGAAAGACGAUCUACCAGAUGCUCCAACUUCCGCAAACCGAUAUCGCGGCGGUUGAUAACGAAACCCUCCAGCUCCCCGACAUCUCUGGUUAUCUUCCGGCUAACACCGAUUCGAAAGUCGCUGCCGCGCUGGCGGCCCUCUAUCGCUCCCAUUGCAUAUCUGUCAUAGACAGCUUUCGCUACUGCAAGGAGCGCAACCUCCUGAAAUAUUUCUCUGCCUUUCAUGGGACCUUAACGGUCCCCGUGCAGAAGCUUUUGACACACCCCAAUCUUGCACCCUGGAUUAAAGAAUGCGACUGGCUUAUGUACCAGAAGAUGAUCGCCUUCGUGGCGCCGCUCACCACCCAAGUCGUACCUAAACUAGUCCUAGAUGCCUUUAGCUCGAUAUCACAGCGAUUGACCGGCCACAUUGCGGAGACCUUCAAAGCCCAACCGGCGCACGUGUCUAUGGCCAGACUGGUACCAGCCCAGAUCUUUUGCAACUUACUUCGACAUAUGCUGGAUGUGAACCAGUCCGCCAAUGCGGCUGCAGCCUGGCUCUGCCACCCUGACAACCGCAAUCAGAUGUGGUUCGACUUUAAGACCUUAGUUGACCCGAAGGAAAUGAUCACGCGCGCCAAUAUCCCGAGUUGCGCCGAACGGACGACGGAGCAAAUUCUGAAACAUGAUAUUCUCGCCCUCCUUACCCCCGUUUCCGACUCGAACGCCUCCGCUGGCCUCCCUUUCUUCCACAAGCCGGACUUGGAGGAGGAUCUCCAAGCGCAUAGAUACCCCGUUGACUCGUCUACCAAUGGCGAAGACUACAACUUCCCAGACAAGUGGAUCUCGUUCAUCUUGAAUCUACCGGCGGUGUUCCCCAACCACAGGACUCAGUGUAUCAUAGAAAAGGUGGAUGCGUUGUGGGAUUGUAUCCUUCAUCGCUUGACGUUAGGGGGCGCUCAAAGUUUUAGCGCCUGGUGGAUGACCAAAGUUUUCUUUCAUGAAAUGAUGUUGUGGCAGGCGGAGAAAGGAGGGUUUAUGCGCUACACGCCGAGCACACUGCAGGAUGCGGUCUCAACAUCGUCGCAACACUCCGGAGUGAACGGCUUUUUGACAAAACAAGCUCACGGCGCAGACGUUGCUCAGGACAGAACAUUCAUGACCCCCAAUUUGCCUCAACAUGCUGUUGAUGCAAAGUCUCGGGCAGGCACCAGCCCCGUGUCGGGGGACGGAAUCGCUCAUGCACGAGCAUCGUCGCAGGUGGUACCGAACCCUAACCACACCGUGGACAACGAAAAGCCCAGCAUUUCUGACAACAUCGCUGCCUUCCAUGCUCCCAACAACGAUGACAGUGCGAUUGAUCUUGACGAUGACUCAAUGUUGAUUACUGUCGGUAAAUAUGGUGACAUGAUGGCCUCCGAUCCCGCCGAUGCUGAGGGCGAUGUCGUUGUCAUAUAA
Aspergillus melleus is the source of this 2622-nucleotide messenger RNA. Its product is annotated as RFX family transcription factor. NCBI's taxonomy places the organism in Eukaryota, Fungi, Ascomycota, Eurotiomycetes, Eurotiales, Aspergillaceae. Gene Ontology annotation, biological process: regulation of transcription by RNA polymerase II. The transcript is spliced from 2 exons. The record is from RefSeq and is a predicted model, not a curated record. Bases 1 to 2622 code for a protein of 873 amino acids. Gene Ontology annotation, molecular function: RNA polymerase II cis-regulatory region sequence-specific DNA binding; DNA-binding transcription factor activity, RNA polymerase II-specific.